Molecule: messenger RNA, 855 nt
Organism: Rhopalosiphum padi (bird cherry-oat aphid)
Lineage: Eukaryota; Metazoa; Arthropoda; Insecta; Hemiptera; Aphididae
Product: EEF1A lysine methyltransferase 1
Exons: 4
Coding region: 110-748 (212 amino acids)
Biological process (GO): methylation
Molecular function (GO): nucleic acid binding; protein-lysine N-methyltransferase activity
Source: RefSeq, a predicted model, not a curated record
UAACUUCAUUGCUCAUACUUGUCUUAUUUAAAACUAUUGUUAUUUUCAAAAAUUGUAUGUUAUAUUGUGACAGUUUAAAUUCAAUAUUUUUUUUUUUUUUAACUUAAAUAUGUCAAGUUCUGACGAUGAUUUAGAUGUAUUGCAACUUUCUGCCGAAGCGCAGAGAGCUUUAAAAGAAUUUUAUGAAGAACAAAAUGAAAAAUUAUUGUCACAUUGUGAUGAUAAAAAAGAUGCAACGGAUGUAAAAUUUGAUGAAGAUUGGCAAUUAAGUCAAUUUUGGUAUGAUGAUGAAACAUGUGAGCGAAUUGUUGAAUGUGUUCAUAAAAUGGUUGGAUCAAAUGGUAGUGUAGCAUUGAUAUCAUGCCCAACGUUGUAUAAAACCUUUAAGAAAAAGUCGCCCACAAUGUUAAUUAAACUAUUUGAGUUUGACAGAAGGUUUAGUGCUUAUGGUUCAGAUUAUGUUUUUUAUGAUUACAAUGAACCAAUGAAAUUUGAUGAAGAACUAUUGAACAGUUUUGAUUUAGUUGUUGUUGACCCACCAUUUCUGUCUGAAGAAUGUUUAACAAAAUCACUGCAAACAACAAAAUCUCUUACAAAACAACAUGUUAUAUUGUGUACAGGGGAAAUUAUGGAUGAAUUAGCAACAAAGUUACUAAAUGUCCAUAAGUGUUCAUUUGAACCUAAGCAUAAAAAUAAUCUUGCUAACCAAUUUGCUUGUUUUACAAAUUUCUCAUCUGAACUUGAUUAGUAAGUAGUUACUAGUUUCCUCGACUUCCACUGUAAAAUUAAUGAAUCUGAUAUAUUCAAAUGAUUUUUUAAUAAAAAUUACAGCAAUUAUACACUAAUUUAACUAUA